UCACGGUGGAUGCGGGUCUUCUGUGGCCUGGCUGCCGGGGCCCCCCUGGCCCCCUGAUGACGUGUGGUGGGAGGUGGGGGACCGUCGAUUUGGGGUGGGCCGCGAAGAGACGUCGCCGGCGCCGCGAGACACACCACGAGGGAGAGCCCUGUUGCGGCCUAUGGGUGGGAGGUAGUCAGCGCAACAAAGAGGGAAUAAACACGCUUGUGGUGAGCAAGCCAUCCCACGUACCUUGGAGUGAGUUGAUGCGCGACCGGCUUCGUGCCAUGGAGUGCCUGCUCGCCGGCAUCGCACUGGGAGGCACGGGCGAGUUGCCGCUCCCAGGAGGCAUGUUGGCCAGCUGCAUCAGGUGCAGUUGGCUCUCCAACAUGCCGAUCACGCUGUUCUGCCGGACGGCCAU
Vitrella brassicaformis is the source of this 400-nucleotide messenger RNA. The record is from the annotation of a GenBank genome assembly. NCBI's taxonomy places the organism in Eukaryota, Vitrellaceae.